This is a messenger RNA of Dermatophagoides farinae (American house dust mite), 1272 nucleotides long. RefSeq lists its product as uncharacterized. The record is from RefSeq and is a predicted model, not a curated record. Lineage: Eukaryota; Metazoa; Arthropoda; Arachnida; Sarcoptiformes; Pyroglyphidae.
CAUUAAUGUAUUAUGAUCUCGACAAAAUAUAGCUUAAAGAUGACUUCGAUAAAAAUAUCGAUUUCGUUGGCAACAAUUUUGGUCGCCGUUGUGUCGGCAAAAAAACCGAAUCCAUUACCAUCGAUACCGGCAAAUUCUUCAGUUCUGAAUCGUGUUCGUCCAAUACCAUCGGUCUCAACGACUACGAUUGUUUUGCCAACACGAUUACCAACAUCUUCAACACCAACGGUUCCGGUAUCAUCGCCAUCAACAUCAGCAUCGCCAUCAUUAUCGGUACCAGAAAUUCAAUCAAUACCAGCUCAAUCAGCACCAGCAGUAUCGAUUCAAGCACCACCACAACCAAGUGGUGAUCAAGUGCCACAAGUAGUUAUCACAGCGGAACAAGCCACUUUGCUAGAUCGUUUUAUGGGUCCAUACAAACACAGACGUAAUAUACGAAUAUUAUAUGAUGCCGAUUUUCAAUACAGAUGUUUAGAUGCAAUGAAUCGUAAACGUUUGUGGCAUGAAAAUACUCCACCAUUAGUGUUGGGUGAUAAUUUUACACAAUAUACAAUUGAUCGUGCUUGGAGCAUUUUAAGUGAUAUUGCCGAAGGAAAACGAGAAAUCGUUAAAGGUCCAUAUGCAUUUGGCGAGAGUUUUUUCUGGUAUUAUGAUCCUAAACGUUAUCGUGCGGUUGAAGAAGCAAUCAACACUUGGUAUGAUGAGGAACGUCAUUAUGAUUAUAGUGAACCAAGAUUCUCAGCACGAACCGGUGGUUUCACACAACUAGUAUGGCGUGGAUCACGUGAAGCGACCUGUGUGAAAAUUGAAUUUGAAACACCACAGAAUUAUAAAACUUUGAUAGUUGCCAAUUUUUGGCCACCUGGUAAUGUAAAAGGUGAAUUUUCUGCCAACGUAAUGCCAUUACGUUCAACACGACCUGAUAUGGUUGAACCACCAUCACAUAAAAACAAAAGACCAUGGCCACGACCACCAUAUCGGCCAACAACGGAACCACCAUCUUAUCCUACACAUCCAUUAUUUAAUCAUGGUGUAUAUGAAGUACCGCAAUCGAAAAUCAAAAAUCAACACGUAGAAGAAGAUCCACAUAAAAUCGUUGAAGAAACGUUGAAAACAAUAAAUUAUUGAGUGCAGGGGAUAAAAAUUAAAUUAAUUCAAUUUUCGAAAUAAUUAAUCUUACAAAAAAAAUGAUAAAUAAUAUUUCAUAUUGUAUAUCAAAUUUGAUUGGAAUUAAAGGGAAAAUAAAAAUAAAAAUUCGCUAUUGAAACAAAA